UCUUAUAAUUUGCGAGUGCUAAACAAAAUCUUACAUUACGAAUCAGUGGGGCACAUUGCAUCGAAGAGCAGGUUGUGCGGGACUCCCAAUACUUAUCGCAUAAUAAUUGGAAUUCCCGAAAUGAAGGAGAACAAGUGGUUGCUGCUCGUUCUAAUUUGGUUUGGAACCGUAACUUUUGGCGCCGGUCUUGACGCAUCAUGUGUAAAUCCAGAUGGACUACCUGGUCGAUGCAUCAGCAUCCGGAAUUGCGGACCGUUGAUGAAGAUUUACAAAAAAAGCAUCAUAACGCCUCUUGAGAGCAAGUUUAUUGAGAAUAGCCGAUGUGGAAUGUCUGCUGAGAAGGGCGCUCUAGUUUGUUGCGCGGCAAUACUUCCGCAGCCGCCAAACUGCGGAGCAGAAAUGGGCGAUCGUAUAUAUGGAGGACAAAAAACCGGCCUGGAUGAUUUUCCCUGGCUCGCUUUGAUCAACUACCGCUAUGAGAAUGACAACACUGAAUUUCUAUGUGGAGCAUCAUUGAUCAAUUCGCGCUACGUGGUAACGGCAGCCCAUUGUUUAGCGGACCAUGCUCAUAAGAAGCCAUUCAGCGUCCGCUUGGGUGAAUGGGAUAUCGACCAGGUUAUAGAUUGUGAUGUAGAUGAUGGCAAAACGUGCGCAAACGCUCCAUUAGACGUGGGCAUUGAGAAAAUCAUUACACACGAAGGUUACGAUCCACACGAUGACUCGUCCCAUAACGACAUUGCAUUAAUUCGCUUGUCCCGAGAUGUUCAGAUGUCGGCAUACAUUUCGCCAGUUUGUUUGCCCGUUAAAGAAAGCCAGCGCACUCGAAACAUUGUCGGCAAGAAAGCAUAUGUAGUGGGAUGGGGUCGCACGGAGUCCGGAGCCAACAGUAAUGUCAAGCUGAAGGUUCAACUGGAAGUGAAGGAUCUUCGGAGCUGUAGUAACGUUUACGAACUAGAAGGUAUCUUCCUGAGAGACACGCAACUGUGCGUCGGCGGAAUGCGAGGUCAGGAUUCUUGCACUGGUGACUCUGGAAGUCCACUGACGAAGCUGGAUAAGGCGAAUCACUAUCUGUACGGGAUCGUAAGCUUCGGUUCGAGCAAGUGCGGCGUCAAAGGAUUUCCCGGUAUUUACACUGCAGUGUCCAAAUAUGUCGAUUGGAUCGAAAGCAAUUUGGAAUGAAGUCAUUUAUUGAGACUUUUCGGGUUGACAUCAUUUCUGAUACUUAAGUACUUAUUUACAUUAGAAGCACCAUAAUAUACCACUGUAAGAUAGCAUGUAGUUUAGCGUGUACUUAUGUUGUCAAUUACUUAAAUAAAUAAAAAUACGUUUUCGAUCGUCUGCUGAUGGGCGCUGAACUUUC
Aedes albopictus (Asian tiger mosquito) is the source of this 1360-nucleotide messenger RNA. RefSeq names its product CLIP domain-containing serine protease B4-like. The coding region runs from base 121 to 1179 and encodes 352 amino acids. The record is from RefSeq and is a predicted model, not a curated record. NCBI's taxonomy places the organism in Eukaryota, Metazoa, Arthropoda, Insecta, Diptera, Culicidae. Gene Ontology annotation, molecular function: serine-type endopeptidase activity. Gene Ontology annotation, biological process: proteolysis. The transcript is spliced from 5 exons.